This is a messenger RNA of Gymnogyps californianus (California condor), 1535 nucleotides long. It is a transcript of the gene NSUN3, whose product is annotated as NOP2/Sun RNA methyltransferase 3. Bases 134 to 1141 code for a protein of 335 amino acids. Gene Ontology annotation, molecular function: methyltransferase activity. Gene Ontology annotation, biological process: rRNA methylation. NCBI's taxonomy places the organism in Eukaryota, Metazoa, Chordata, Aves, Accipitriformes, Cathartidae. The record is from RefSeq and is a predicted model, not a curated record. Gene Ontology annotation, cellular component: mitochondrial large ribosomal subunit. The transcript has 6 exons.
CCAUCUUGGCAGAGGUGAUCACAGUGCAGGAUCAUUAUGCCUUGCUUAUUUUGCUCCUGGUAUAUACAGAGUCCCAGGAACCACUGUAUUAUUAGCAUAGUGGAUAUGGAGGAGUCUUAUCAGCAAGCUUUGAAUGACCUCUUCACAGCUGGAAAAUAAAACAAAAGGGAAGCUUCAAAAGCAGAUUUGUCAAGUUGUUCUGGAUCAUUUUGAGAAGCAGUACGCAACGGAACUGGGAGAUACAUGGACCAGUGUGAGGGAUGUACUCACAUACCCAUUGUGCUGGCAGUACGCCGUCCUGCUUAACAAGUUCAGCCAGUCCGCUGAACUGGAGAACACCUUGCAUGUGAAGGGAUAUCGUCCUGCCUUUCAAGGACCCUUGCCCUAUCUUCCGGCAUCGUUGAAGUGUUACAUCAGGAGAACUCCUGGGAGAUUCCCUGCACAAAAGCACCAGGCUGGUAAACUGAAAGAGUAUUAUCUGCUGAAUGCUGCUUCGCUGUUGCCAGUGCUGGCGUUAGAAGCAAAAGAUGGGGAAGACGUUUUGGAUCUCUGUGCUGCACCAGGGGGUAAAUCAGUAGCUAUACUGCAGUGUGCCUAUCCAGGUCAGUUUCACUGUAACGAAUAUGAUGAUUUGAGGUCAAGAUGGUUGAAACGGACAAUAGAAUCCUUCAUCCCUGAUCCUUUGAUUAACUUAAUAACGGUCUCUAAACUGGAUGGUCGACAGAUUGGAGAUCUUAAGCCUGAAUUAUAUGACAAGGUACUGGUUGAUGCGCCUUGUUCAAAUGACAGAAGUUGGCUAUUCUCUUCUGAUAUUCAGCAAGCUACGCUUAGGCUAAUACAAAGGAAGGAGUUAUCGUCUCUACAAUUCCAGCUGCUAAGGUCUGCUAUUAAAGCAUUGCGUCCUGGUGGAUCAUUGGUCUAUUCUACGUGCACUCUCUCAAAGGCAGAAAACAGCGAUGUAAUAAAUCUCAUUCUAAACUCCUGCAGUAAUGUUAUGCCUGUAGACAUAAGUGAAAUGGCCAAAGCUGUUUCUCAGGAAUUCACUUUUCUCAGUGGUACGCAACAGCAUGAACUUCUGGUUCUCCCAGAGAAAGGGAGAGCAUGGGGUCCAAUGUAUGUAGCUAAAUUAAAGAAAAUGUAGUCCAUCAAUGCCUGUUAGAUUUUUAUAAGGGAUAUGUGAUAAAUUAAUAUUUAUUUCUAAUUUAGUAUGUGUAUAUGAACACGUCCAUGGCAACUGAAUUUAGAGCAUUGCAGUUUUGUAUCAGCUGCUGCUUAAUAAAAAGGAAGCUAGACACUUAGUUUAGCUUGAAAUACUGAAUGUGUCUUCUAAUGGGGACUUGUGGGCCUCUGUGAAGUCCUCAUGAAGUCAAGGGAGCUUUGUGUUAUUUUCAAGGUGAUGCUCUUAAACGGAUUUGUAUCCUAGAAUAGCAGCCUAAUGUGGUGGGGUUUUGCACUGUUUUUUGUUUUUGUUUUUUUAAUUACUAAUUUGGUUUUAAUACAGUAUAUUUUAAAAUAAAUGGUUUCAAUGGUCUGAA